AGUCGAUGUACAAGAAAGCAUACAUUUGCGACCCACAUAACUCUCACGCAGUCUCUCUAAUCAAGAGAACUGACCCACAAGUGCAGGAAAUAUACUCUGCAAUCUACCAGAGAAUAGAUAGAAAACGAGACAUCAUAGCCCAAGUUCCACAUAGUGACCCAAAACUGCGACGCGCAAUGCGAGAGACCUACUAUCUUCACAUUUACCACACGAAUGCAAUCGAAGGAAACAGCAUGUCUUUACUGCAGACAAGGUCGAUCAUAGAAACCGGUUAUGUAGUUCCUGGAAAAACUGUAAAAGAACACACAGAAGUGCUCGGUUUACAUGAUGCUCUGGGCUUUAUUAACUCUACACUAGUUAAUAAACAUGGUCCAAUAACUAUGGAAGAUUUACUUAGUAUUCAUAAACGUGUAAUGGGUUACACCGACCCACAUAUUGCAGGAGCGUUUCGAAAUCAUCAAGUAUAUAUAGCUAAUCACAUACCACCUGCGCCUGGACUUAUAGAACAAGAAAUGGACAAUUUUUUCCUCUGGCUCAAAUCGGAAAGUAUUUUGAAAUUGCAUCCAAUAGAGCUAGCUGGUUUGGCUCAUUACUGGCUUGUACAUAUCCAUCCUUUUGUAGACGGAAAUGGAAGAACGGCGAGGUUGCUGAUGAAUUUGAUUUUAAUGCAAUCGGGAUUCCCGCCUGUAACGAUCAGCUUUUCGGAUAGAUUAGCAUACUAUGAAUUUCUUCAGCUCGGAAAUGAGGGUGAUAUUCGACCUUUCCUGAGGUUCGUGGCAAGUUGCACGGAGAGAUCCCUAGAUGCGUAUUUAGAAGUAACAGGAAAGCAUAUUUUACCUGUUGACGAAAAUGAUCGAGAUGAUCAUGAAAGUCGAAAAAUGAGAAUUGAAUCGCUGUUUGAAAACGCUAUUCCAUUGUCGUAUGAAAUUGACAGAGUCGAUGGCUCAAACGAAGAGAAUUUGACGGUAAAUAUUGAUUCAGCUGGCGAGAUUAAACACGAUAAUAGCGUCGAUAAUGUCAAAUUUGGACCAUCAGAAAUGAGGUCAAAUAACCCGCUAGAGAGCGAACCCAAAUGUCCUUUUGAGGAUGAGUUCUGCAAAUAAAUCAAACCGCUAGGCUGUGCUUUGAAAUAUAUGUGAAGUUGUACCAAGUUAACAAAUUAUAUCUCGUUUGGACGGUCAUUUGUCCUCGGUGGAUAGUUAGAAAUAGUUUUGAUAGAUUAGAAAUUCAUGAAUUGAUCAAUGGAAGGGUGUUUUAAAAAAGCCAAAUUUAAAAUUUAUGUGAUGUCUGUCUAUCUUAUCUUGAUCUUUUGAGAUAGUUUUAAAACGAAGAGGUCAGUCAUAAAAGGUAGAGGUUAGUUUUAGU
Molecule: messenger RNA, 1365 nt
Organism: Symsagittifera roscoffensis
Lineage: Eukaryota; Metazoa; Xenacoelomorpha; Acoela; Convolutidae
Product: protein adenylyltransferase FICD-like
Exons: 2
Coding region: 6-1103 (365 amino acids)
Source: RefSeq, a predicted model, not a curated record